AUCCGUUGAGUUUCCACCACACCGUGUACUUUUUUCCCUGGAGAUUUCCUGUGAAAGACUGAGUUAACUCUCUUUUGGAUAGGCUCUACUAACCAUGGAAAAACCGCAGGCCCAGGGGACACUAUAAAAGGCCACGGACCUGCCCGCCCAGUGACCCCCAGCUGAAGCCAUGCGGACGCUCCUUCCCUCCAGCUGCUGCUCCCCCGCCAGGCUCCACCUGCUGCUCUCUGCGCUCUUCUUCUUGACCCUCUUAUCCCCAGUAAGAAGUGGUAUGGGUUCUGCGCAAAACCACUGUCUCAAUCUGGAAGGCAUUUGCCGAAGAGACACCUGCAGAACAACAGAGGAUAUAAUCGCCUACUGCAAGAGAAGGUGGAAAUGCUGUCGCUCAUGGUGGAUUCUCAUACCCGUUCCAACGCCUGCUAUCUAUUCAGACUAUGUAGACCCCGUUAAGCCUAAGAUAAAAUGAAACUUGGAAAAGCAUCAAAAAUGAAACAUGCUUGUGUCUAAAAAUUUUAGAAUAUACACAUUAAACACUGCUGGCUUUAUUAUCAACUUCUAUCAUCUCUUGUCAAUAAAUAACUAUAUAUUGAUUUCAAAUCAACCCGAA
Molecule: messenger RNA, 607 nt
Organism: Capra hircus (goat)
Lineage: Eukaryota; Metazoa; Chordata; Mammalia; Artiodactyla; Bovidae
Product: beta-defensin 109-like
Exons: 2
Coding region: 170-466 (98 amino acids)
Biological process (GO): defense response to bacterium; cell chemotaxis
Molecular function (GO): chemoattractant activity; CCR6 chemokine receptor binding
Source: RefSeq, a predicted model, not a curated record